AUGACGGGCUCAUCCCAUCAGUCGAGGCGCUUGAUCUCCGUGAUCGCAGCGACACUGACGGCGCUCGCCUGUGGUACUAAUUAUGCGUACUCCGCAUGGGAACCUCAAUUCGCGGAUGGAAUGAAGCUGUCAUCGACCGAAAGUAACCUCAUUGGUGUCGCAGGUAAUUUGGGCAUGUACGCGUCUGGAAUCCCCCUUGGACUGUUGACUGAUGCUCGGGGACCUCGCCUCACGACGUUUCUGGGAGCCAUUACCCUGGGCUUUGGCUAUUUCCCCAUCUAUCAAGCCUAUGAGAAUGGACAAGGCUCGCUUGGAGUACCAAUGCUGUGUUUCUUUGCCUUCUUUACCGGUUUUGGAAGUUGCUCAUCCUUCUCUGCGUCAAUCAAGACAGCGGCGUCGAACUUUCCGGAUCAUCGCGGUACAGCAACUGCCUUUCCCCUGGCCGCGUUUGGUCUGAGCGCCCUUUUUUGGUCGACCGUGUCUGCAAUCGCCUUCAAAGACGACACAGGCAAAUUCCUUUUACUGUUGACCCUUGGAACUCUCUUUUUGAAUCUCAUCGCUAUACCAUUCCUCCGAAUCUUGCCCCCAAGUGGCUCAUAUCACCGGUUGCCAAAUCAGCGGGAGUCGACCGUCGAGUCCAGACAGUUGCGUGCUGCACGAUCCACUGAUCCACGAUCUUACCAAGAAGAUCCUGAUGAAGCAGGUACGCAGAGUUUUGGUGUCUUUGAAUCACAAACUGGGGCCCACUCCAGGUCCACUUCACACGCCUCGAAUUCCCAUCACUCUCUUGCCAACGACCCAGAUGCCGAUGAGACGUCAUCGUUGGUGUCUAAACCGGCCUCGAGGCUGUCUCGGGAUACCCUGGAUGGAUGUAACACGGAUGAAAUUCUGUCAAAUGUGCCUAUCGACUUACCUCACCCAGACGUUAGAGGCCUGGCGAUGCUGCCUAAGAUUGAGUUCUGGCAACUCUUCCUCACAAUGGCACUUCUUUCUGGCAUUGGUUUGAUGACUAUCAAUAAUAUUGGUAACACUGCUAAAGCCCUUUGGAAACACUACGAUGAUAGUGCUAGCCCCCGGUUUAUCCAUCAACGACAGGUCAUGCAUGUGUCUAUCCUGUCUUUUGGCAAUUUCAUCGGCCGUCUCCUGAGUGGUAUCGGCUCGGAUCUACUAGUCAAGAAACUGAACAUGUCUCGUUUCUGGUGCCUGCUCAUAUCAGCGACUGUCUUCACUGCGACCCAGCUGGCCGGGGCUGCGAUCUCAAACCCGCAUCAGCUAGUGGUAGUUUCGGGAUUCACUGGUUUUGCAUACGGAUUCCUCUUCGGCGUAUUCCCAUCCCUAGUAGCCCACACGUUUGGUAUCGGAGGCCUCUCCCAGAACUGGGGCGUGAUGACUCUCGCGCCAGUGGUGAGCGGCAACCUCUUCAAUCUCCUGUAUGGCAGCACAUUCGACAAAAACUCGAUUGUCGGCCCUGACGGCGAGCGAGAUUGCCCCGACGGACUGGGUUGCUAUCAAAGAGCCUACUACACGACCUUCUUCUCCGGAGUCGCCGGUAUCAUUGUGUGCUUGUGGAGCAUCUGGAGUGAGAACCGGAUUCACAAGAAGGUGUUACACAAGAAGUUGGAGCACGAGCGUCUUGCAUGA
Molecule: messenger RNA, 1641 nt
Organism: Aspergillus clavatus NRRL 1
Lineage: Eukaryota; Fungi; Ascomycota; Eurotiomycetes; Eurotiales; Aspergillaceae
Product: putative MFS transporter
Exons: 8
Coding region: 1-1641 (546 amino acids)
Cellular component (GO): membrane
Source: RefSeq, a predicted model, not a curated record